AUGUUAAAAUUAUUCAAACGACUGUUCGACGUGCAGAGCAAAGUCACGGACAACGAUAAUUGUGAAGCCACGAAAAAUGAUGAUCGAUUGUUAUCGUUUGUCGAUCGUCAUUUAAUGCAGACAGAGAAAUCCUUUGCAGCUAUCGGUAAGGCCAAGGCGGAUAUGCACGACGAUUUGAAUAGACUCACACAGAAAGUGUCGCGGUUGGAGGAACUGUUAGACAAGUUGGAAGCCACAAACGUGAGGCUAGCGGCCAAAAACCGCAUGCUGGUGGCUAAAAAACACGAUCUGGUGGGGGUGGCGGCCGAACACGAUAGACUGUCCGCCUGUUUGGAGCGAGAGAAAAUCGAAACGGACGAGAUUAAAACCGCGCUGUCGACGGCCAUUGCCACGAUACACCGUGUAUCAGUAGAACAUUCUAGUUAG
Messenger RNA from Cinara cedri, 426 nucleotides. The record is from the annotation of a GenBank genome assembly. Lineage: Eukaryota; Metazoa; Arthropoda; Insecta; Hemiptera; Aphididae.